UGUUACGCACACACAUUAACACCCGACACAUUUCAGACGGUGGGCUAACCAAACCCCUCUCCUAAACUUGUGCAAAUGGCUUGUUAAUGCGUCAGUAUCGGUUGUGUUAACGCCAAACAAGCUCAAACUCAAAAGCAGCAAGUGAAGACACAGGCAACUAAAACAAUAACACAAGCAGAGAGAAAAAUUACCUCACCUUUGACGCUAGCUAACGUUAGCCAUGCUAGCAGCAGGAAUCAAAUAAGUUACAUCCACUCCAGCUACAACAAGUUCAGUUAGUGAGCGCCCAUUGUCCUUUUUGGGAUAUGUAGCUGACAGAAUGAACUAAUUUGACCAAGAGGAGUGUUUAUAGCAGUUAAUCUUACAACAGAUCUGCUCAGCGGCCUGGAGUGUAUUAUAGUUAUGUUAGGUGACAGAAGAUAGCAAAGAACAAACAGCUUCUCAAGAAUUAGGUGAGAAGAUCAACACCACCUCUCACGCCUGUACGUAAGUACAAAGCUACAGCUAGCAGGCCGCUAGCAUAAAGAGUGGAAACAUGGGGAAACAGCUAGUGUGGCUCUGCCCAAAGGACAACAUAUUUUAUGCCUAGUUUUCAGUGAAUUUGGUUCCUUUUGAUGGCCGCCUUCACAUCUUCCACCAGCCUCAAGACUCGAAACCCCCAGAGAACCUCUGAAAACACUUCAAACAUCAUCUGAGCAAACAUCAGCUGUGCAGUCUCUGAACAGCCUGAAUGACCAGAUUGCAAGCUUCAUGGUGACUGGACCCAAGCCCCUGGAGCAGGAGGAGCCUGCCUUUCUUCCUCCUGAGAAGGACACACUAAAGAAGUCCAUGACCCUGAUGAGGCACCUCCUCGUGGAUGCACAGGCAAAAAUCCUGAAAAUGAUGGAUGACAACAAACAGUUGGCCCAGCGCAUUGAUGGGGCCAUUCAGUCCGCCAGCCAGGAGGUGACCAACCUGCGGUCAGAGCUCAGCGCCACCAGCCGCAGACUGGCCGAGCUGGGGGCAACAGACUCUGCCGGCAUACUUGAGACCCUGCAGCACAACCACAACGAUCCCUCUUCCCAGCCGAGGCAGAAGCCACCAGCCACUGACCUCUGCUACAAGACUGAAAUCAGCAGUCUAAUGGACUUCAACUCUCCGGACGCUUCCCUGGACAAAGUCCUGCUGCGUGAGGAGGUGGCCCAGCUCCAGGAGGAGGUGCACCUGCUGCGGCAGAUGAAGGACAUGUUGAGUAAGGACCUGGAGGAGACCCAGGGAGGCUGUUCGGCCGACGUGCUCUCUGCCACCGAGCUCCGCGUGCAGCUGGCCCAGAAGGAGCAGGAGCUGGACCGAGCCAAGGAGGCUCUGCAAGCCAUGAAGUCGGACCGUAAGCGCCUGAAGGCGGAGAAAGCAGACCUGGUGAACCAGAUGCAGCAGCUUUAUGCCACACUGGAGAGCCGGGAGGAGCAGCUCCGCGACUUCAUACGCAACUAUGAGCAGCACAGAAAAGAGAGCGAGGAUGCAGUGAAGGCGCUGGCCAAAGAGAAGGACCUGCUGGAGAGAGAAAAGUGGGACCUGCGGCGGCAAACCAAGGAGGCCACGGAGCACACGGGGAUGCUGCGCUCCCAGCUCGACCUCAAGGAGAAUCGCAUCAAGGAGCUGGAGGCUGAACUGGCCAUGAUGAGUAACUGUGUCAAUCAGAGAAUGGAGUACCGGGUGUUUGAGCGGGUUGCGGACAGGGACUACUCUCCUAGGGUCAUGGCGGCCAAACAGUCACUAGCCACCCUGACCAAGGACGUGCCCAAGCGUCACUCUCUGGCCAUGCCCACGGAAACUGUUGUCAAUGGCAACAACCAGGAGUGGGUGAUGCAGGCUGACCUUCCCCUGACUGCUGCCAUCAGACAGAGUCAGCAGACCCUCUAUGUCCACACAGGGCAUCCCACUGACAGACAAGUGGCUGCCGUGCGAGUGAGCCCGUGCCACUCGCGUCAGCCCUCCAUCAUCUCUGACGCCUCGGCGGUGGAGGGAGACCGGUCAUCCACGCCCAGCGACAUCAACUCACCACGCCAUCGGACUCACUCCCUCUGCAAUUCCCUAGAAGAUCUGGAGGAGGCGAAGCGUAAGAAGAAAAAAGAGAAGAUGGGGCUGGGCUCCCUGUCGCGUGUCUUCGCGCGGGGCAAGCAGCGCAAAUCCCUCGACCCCGGUUUGUUUGAUGGUACUUCAACGCCUGAUUAUUACAUAGAGGAAGAUGCAGACUGGUAAAGCACACAUGUCUGAGCGAACCACCUGGAGAGCCUUUGUGGCAAUUAUCAGAAGACGAGCGUUGUGUUGAAGCGUGUGUGUGAGAGGAUGGGUGUGUGUACAGAUAUAAUAACGUGUGUGCCAGUGCAAGUCUCAUGUGCAAGCAUACUUAUGUGUAUGAGAGUGUGUGCAUGCGUGUGUCGCCCGUGGUCAGAGACCAUGUGAGAAGCUGGAGGCGCGUCUUGCUUCGCUGAAGUGUACACCUUAACGAGCACCUGUAUGUAUGUACAGUCCUGUAAAUAGAGUGGACAGUGUGACACAGCGACCGUUUGGAUAAGUUCUAUUGAAUCUGCCCUCCAAAACGGCUGUGUUAUUGGAUCUUUUAAUUGUUCUCUACAUUUUGACUUUUUGUUUUCACUCAACUGGAAACUUGAAGGACUGCUGUACUUGUAAAUAACACAGUUGAUGUGCACUUUGUGCGUGUAAAUGUCUCCUUGUCCUGAAUGCCUUUUGUUAUUUUUGACAUGAACUCCCCUCCUCACUACCUUUUAACUUAAACUCCUCCCUGUUUAUUGUCUUGCUUGGUCCAUCCCCCCCUCCUUCCACUCUGCCAUGAUGAGAACAGUUUCCUGUAGGCAACAUGCAGACUCCUCAAAUCCACCUCUAAUUCGAUUGUACAGCACAUCCCUCAGCCGCCAAGAAAACCGCGCACUCCUUGAUGUUUGCUGAAAUGAGACUUCAAAGACGCUGCUAAGCGAGGAACGAACUUUCAAUGCAGAACAGUUUGUUCCACGGCAACAUGAAGCCAAACAGGAAAUGUAAGAAAUGUGUUUUCUAUCUGUUAAGAUAGAAGGUACAUGCCUAAGGUGUGACAUGCAUGCACAUAGUCCCAGUCCCCAAAUGCAUGUUGAACAAAACCCUACUGGACAGAAAUGUCUUUCUCUGGGUAUGUUGUCGAGGGGGUGAAAAACUGUCUGUUUAAAAAAAAAAACAAAAAAACAAAAAACAAAAGAGAGGUCAGUUACUGAUUUCAUGAUGUUUCCUCAUGACUUCCUCCAUUUGAAAUGUUACUCAGAAAACGUUCUUAUGAAUGUUCAAGAGCUUAACAUCCCAAACUAAAAAUAGAAUGUUUUAAUCUGCACCUACAAGGCUCUUUAAUGCGAAAUUACAUUUGAAAUAUUAAAGGUCAGCAAAGUCAGCAGACACAAAGAAAAAUCCAGCACCACACUAUAAAUGUUUAAAUAAUUAUUCCACUUAUUCAUGAGGCAUUGUACCAUUUUCUCUCUGUAAGAUCCUACAGUAGCUUGUAGCUAUCAUUUUAUUAAUGCUUAAACAAGGCUAGUGGGAGCAGAAUUAUUCUGGGAAACGUUAGUCUAAAAAAAGAAAGCUAUUAUCACAAAAUAAGUGAUAGCAUAAACAUCAAUUAUACUAACAUAGUAGAUAUUUAACUGGUGGUCAUUUUAACAGAAAAUCAGAACUUCAAUUUAGAGGUCUGAUCACGGAGCAGAAAUUAAAUGAACUGUUAUAACAAUAACAAGUGCCAACUCAGGAGGUUAAAAAUCAGAUUUAAGCAGGCUAAUCAAACUGAAGUAAAUGCAUACCUUCUGCCAUGACCCCAUGAACUCGGCAAAAAAAAAUCAGAUGCAGGGUUCAGGCCAUUGCUGAAAAAGGCAAUUAACUUUGUGCCAAAGGUUAAUAGCAUUUAUUCAAGCAAAAGAAUAACUACAGACAUUGGAUUAUUUUCAUCCUUUCAUUGGAUUGAGCCGGAGUCUGCACUGCCACCCCCAGGAAAUCUUUUCUCUCCCUGAUAUUAAACUAACACUGGGUAUUUAUCAAUUUCUUCUGAAAACCACAGAGUCACAGAUUACAUUGUGAGCUGUAUUUAACCGCACUGCUUGUCUAAAGAGCGUCUGUGUAAGCGGUGAGGGGAUUAUCAUUUAACCCUUAGCUCAACCUACAUUUGGAUGUGGAGGUGAAUCACUAAGGUAAUUCAGAGAUAAAACUAAUAAGUAUGUAUAAGAACAACAGCUCAACCAGUUUUAUUUCAUUAAUGAAUGAAAUGUAUGAACAUCUAGGCUAUUUUUAGUUUUUCAUUUAACCAACCUUUAUGAUCCUCUGCUGCUGGGGGAAAAAACAUAUCAAAUGAAAAACAUUGUAUGAUUUUUAUGUUUAGAGCCACGGCCUCUUUGAGUUUACUUUUUUGUUUUUUUCCACAAAUAUUUUUCUUUUUGUAAAUGAGAUAGCAUUACAGAAAUAAAAUUAAUAUUAUUAUUAAAGAGUUUUAUUUAAGGUCAAAGAUGUAGGCCUCAGUGGAGGACUUCACAUUUUGAGGUCCUGAGAUGUUUAGAAGUGGAUAGUAGCAAACUUUUAAAGGCAUGGCAACAAAAUUACGCUCAAAAGAACUAAAUGAGAAAAAUAAGAUUAUUUUAAAAUAAAAUAAAUAACGUUGAAUUUC
Messenger RNA from Micropterus dolomieu (smallmouth bass), 4675 nucleotides. Its product is annotated as kazrin-like. The coding region runs from base 751 to 2241 and encodes 496 amino acids. The record is from RefSeq and is a predicted model, not a curated record. Lineage: Eukaryota; Metazoa; Chordata; Actinopteri; Centrarchiformes; Centrarchidae. The transcript has 13 exons.